This is a messenger RNA of Neolamprologus brichardi, 2499 nucleotides long. It is a transcript of the gene dffa, whose product is annotated as DNA fragmentation factor, alpha polypeptide. NCBI's taxonomy places the organism in Eukaryota, Metazoa, Chordata, Actinopteri, Cichliformes, Cichlidae. Gene Ontology annotation, biological process: regulation of apoptotic process; apoptotic process. The record is from RefSeq and is a predicted model, not a curated record.
GUUCCGUAUUCGAGGAUAGUGGUAGCAGUUGAUAGCUGCUGACGAUAAUUGUCAGUAUUAAGGAAUAAGAAAGCACAAAAUCUGCUUCUCUAAACGCAGACUACAAUGACGGAUAAACCGUGUAAGGUGUGCAAUUUCACACGACAACAAACGCAUGGGCUAGUAGCUAUUUCCAUAGAUGAGCUUAAGAAAAAAGGUCGACAGUGUCUUGGGUUCAACUCCAGUGACUCGGUCACAGUGGUCCUAGAGAAUGAUGGGACAGUAGUAGAAGAUCAGGCUUACUUUUUGUGUUUACCCUCAAACACAAAAUUCAUGCUAUUGAAUGACAAAGAGAAGUGGUCUCCACCUUGCAGGAUUGAUGGUGGCACAGCUUGGAUGGCUAGGGAUUCUGUGAUACUGGAGACUGAUACUGUGGACAGCUCCAGUACUGUAGCACCUUGGUAUGAACUGGCUCAGCAGCUGAAGCAGGACCUGACUACCAUUAUUCUCAUGUCUGAGGCGGACCUACAGACCUUAGUGGAUGCCCCAUGCCCUGAACUAGCCUCUGCUCUGGGCUUCCAAGAGAAAAAGGCCCAAGAGCUCCAGGAGACGCUGCAGAGGGUUUUGGAUCGAAGAGAGCAGGAGAGGCAAUCCAAGGAAUUGCUCCAGCUUUACCUGAAAACUGUGGAGCAGGAGAACAAACAACAGGAAGAAACAAGUCAGCCUUCUCAGGGAGGUGCCGGGGAUGUGGAUGUGCCAGAUGGAACGGAGGUGGAUUCUGCGUCUGGAUUUAUGUCCAGGACUUUGAUGGUCCUGAAAGGCAAAACAUCGCCAGAGACCAGGCUUUCCACUGAGGAUCUGCAGAUGGUAGUGGCCAGAGGGAUGGGAGCUAUGGAGCAGGUGCUGGGCUGGGACAGAGCGAGGACGUCCGCGCUGCUGCAGGCCUGCGAAGCUGAGCUGACCACACGUCUCCAGCAGAUUCAGGCAGUGCAAUCUAUCAGGAGCAACACACAGCUGCGCGGCAGCCAGCAGUCCAGCAAGAGGAGGAAGGUGGAGGGCGUCGAAAAGCAAGCCCAAGGCAGCAACUAGGCCGAGACUCUACCUGAGCACAGACUGAUAAGAAUUCACUACCAGCCUCAGGCCCAGCAGAGUAGGAUUUUUGCCCUGCGUUACUGAUAAUAACAAAACUGCUGGAAUACAUGAAUCCCAAGUGUUGACACUUUGUAAGAUUUCAAAACCACUUGAAUGCUUUUGCCUCAAGAGGAAGCUGGAUGAUUUACACAAGUCAUGUUUAUCAAAGACCUUAACCACUUGGGUUUAUUUUUUUCUAACUGGCUUAUUUUGUGUUUCAUGCUGUGAGAAUAACUACAGAUAAACAAAUCUAAACUUAAAGCUAUAACUCAGUAUUUGGGGAGAUUCUCUUAUUUCCGGCAACCUCGCUAGUUGACAGAAAAGUUGCUGCGCCUCUAGGCCAAAGUCCAAGGUUCACUGUUGUGUAUUUAAAUAAAAUGGGUCUUCUAAUCUAACUCACAUUUAUUUGCUUUAUCACAGUGAGAAAGUUUUGAAAAAGAAAAAGAAAGAAAGUGUUUUUUCUCCAAAAAUGAAGAACUGUUGUUUUAAGGCUGCCUGUUACAUUUAUAGUCAUCAUUACACAUAUUUUUUCUUUUCAAUUUUGCCUUCUGCUGCCCCUUAACUAUUGCUAUGAUUGAAGGGAUGCACUGCAUUUGAGAUUAUAGAUCUUCAGUUUACACAGGUAAAAACUUACUUUUAAUUAGUUACAGAAAGCUAAACACAUAAUUUACCUUCUGCUGUCCUAAAGUGAAAAUCUGGUAUCCAGGUCAUCCUGAUAUUGCCUUGUUAAUGCAUUUUUUAAGUCAUAUUUUUUAGCUAUUUUUGGAAACUGCAUUAAAAGUCAAGGAGUUUUUUAACGAGUGUGCUGAAAAAUCUUGAAAUAUUUGUCAAAACUGUGCACCCUAAUGUGAAAUUUCACUGUGUGAUGUUUUAUGGAAUCUGAAAGAGGAGAAGAAAUACCUCAUAAAUAAUGAUGAGUGCAGAAACGGGAAUAAAUACAAAAGGGGAGCAAAAAUUGGCCAGAUAUGUUUGAAUUGGUUACACAGACACGUUCAUUGCUUUAAUAAUAAAAAGUUAGAUACAUGUUCAUUCAUAUGACCCUCGUGUGUGUGUGUGACAUUGUAGCUUAUUAUGCAUGAGGCUGCUGGCAGUGUGAUGUAAGAGGGUGUGGACAGCGUGUGCAGUGUCCAUGUGACUCAUGGGGAUGUAUCUUUUCUCAUGCCUGUCAUCUGUGUCCUGAACAAUGAGCACAAAUGAAGGAUCUGAAUUUACAGAAAGACCUCUUCUUUUUCGUGUUGUGGGGAAAUUACAAUGUCACUGCCAGCUUGUACUUUCAUACUAGAUACCCUUUAAGUGCAGCAUUUGUAAGCAGCUUAUAAUUACUCGGUAUUGUGUCCAUGUAUGCCCAAAAAAAUAAAAAGUUGUGCCUCAGCUCAUCAGCAAGAAAAA